CGGGCAGCCUGAGAGUGGGGAGCACCGGAGCCCACAACCCCCUAGCCGGAGCUCAAGGCUGGGUGGGGAGGUUCCCGCCGCUGCUUGCUGUCAGUGCCGCUCCCCUCCCACCCCCACUGCACUUCCUCCCGCAGCCUCCGCCUCUCGAGCAGAGGUUGGGGAUUCCAGCGGCCCGCAGCCGGCCUCUGCCACGCCUUGGCCUCAGCCUGCGGGGAUGACCUCACCCUCCAGCCCUCCAGCUUUCAGGCUGGAGACCUCAGAUGGAGACCAAGAAGAUGCUGCUGAGGUGGUCAAAGGAAAGCAUGGGCCACCCCCCAUGGAGUCACCAUUCCAGGGCGAGGACCGGAACUUCUCCCCUCAGAUCAAAGUCAAUCUCAACUAUCGAAAGGGAGCAGGUGCCAGCCAGCAGGACCCAAACCGUUUUGACCGUGACCGGCUGUUCCGUGUAGUCUCCAGGGGUAUCCCUGAGGAUCUGGCUGGAUUACCAGAGUACCUGCGCCGGACCAGCAAGUACCUCACUGACUCGGAGUAUACAGAGGGCUCCACAGGAAAGACAUGCCUGAUGAAAGCGGUGCUGCAUCUUCAGGAUGGUCUCAAUGCCUGCAUCCUGCCACUGCUGCAAAUCGACCGGGACUCUGGCAAUCCCCAGCCCCUGGUCAGCGCCCAAUGCACGGAUGACUACUACCGAGGCCACAGUGCUCUGCACAUCGCCAUUGAGAAGAGGAGCCUGCCGUGCGUGAAGCUUCUGGUAGAGAAUGGGGCCAAUGUGCAUGCCCGUGCCUGUGGCCACUUCUUCCAAAAGCACCAAGGAACUUGCUUCUAUUUUGGAGAGCUGCCCCUCUCUCUGGCUGCAUGCACCAAGCAGUGGGAUGUGGUGACCUACCUCCUGGAGAACCCGCACCAGCCUGCCAGCCUGCAGGCCACCGACUCCCUUGGCAACACAGUCCUGCAUGCUCUGGUAAUGAUCGCUGACAACUCGCCUGAGAACAGCAUGCUGGUCAUCCGCAUGUAUGAUGGGCUCCUCCAAGCGGGGGCCCGCCUCUGCCCCACUGUGCAGCUCGAGGACAUCCGCAACCUGCAGGGCCUCACGCCCCUGAAGCUGGCUGCCAAGGAGGGCAAAAUUGAGAUUUUCAAGCACAUCCUGCAGCGGGAGUUCUCAGGACCGUGUCAGUCCCUCUCCCGAAAGUUCACUGAGUGGUGCUACGGGCCUGUCCGGGUGUCACUGUACGACUUGGCCUCUGUGGACAGCUGGGAAGAGAACUCAGUCCUGGAGAUCAUCGCUUUCCAUUCACCUGUCCUGAAAUGGAGGCCGAGGUCUUUGGUCAUCCUGCAGGCAGGAGGCUGGAGUGAAGGCAGGUGGGGAGGAGCCCUUUGGGGAUUCUGGGGGUAUUGGGAGCCUGUUCCCCAUCCUUUCCUCUCCAUUUCCCUUGGCCCUUGCCUGGAGCCUGGCAUGAAGUGGGCUCCCUUCUCUAUGUGCUAUUUCUCUAUACCCUAUAUCUAUACCUUGACUCUCCCCUUCCCACCCCAGCACCGACACCGCAUGGUGGUUUUGGAGCCUCUGAACAAACUGCUUCAGGCAAAAUGGGAUCUGCUCAUCCCCAAGUUCUUCUUCAACUUCCUGUGCUAUCUGAUCUACAUGUUCAUUUUCACCGCCGUUGCCUACCACCAGCCGGCCCUGGAGAAGCAGGCCUUCCCUCCGCUGAAAGCAACGGCCGGAAACUCCAUGCUGUUGCUUGGCCACAGUCUGACCCUGCUGGGGGGGAUCUACCUCCUCUUGGGCCAGCUGUGGUACUUCUGGCGGCGCCGCCUGUUCAUCUGGAUCUCGUUCAUGGACAGCUACUUUGAAAUCCUCUUCCUGGUCCAGGCCCUGCUCACGGUGCUGUCCCAGGUUCUGUGUUUCAUGACCAUUGAGUGGUACCUGCCCCUGCUCGUGUCCUCCCUGGUGUUGGGUUGGCUGAACCUGCUUUACUAUACACGUGGCUUCCAGCACACAGGCAUCUACAGCGUCAUGAUCCAGAAGGUUAUCCUACGGGACCUGCUCCGCUUCCUGCUGGUCUACUUAGUUUUCCUUUUCGGCUUCGCUGUAGCCCUGGUGAGCCUGAGCCGGGAGGCUCGUAGUUCUGGAGUCUCUGCAGACCACAAUGCCACAGAGACAGCAGAGCCCAGGAUGGGACAAGAAGAGGAAGCAGCCCCGUACAGGAGCAUCCUGGAUGCCUCUCUGGAGCUCUUCAAGUUCACCAUUGGCAUGGGCGAGCUGGCCUUCCAGGAGCAGCUGCGCUUCCGGGGGGUGGUGCUGCUGCUGCUGCUGGCCUACGUGCUGCUCACCUACGUCCUGCUUCUUAACAUGCUUAUCGCCCUCAUGAGCGAGACUGUCAACAGCGUUGCCACUGACAGCUGGAGCAUCUGGAAGCUGCAGAAAGCCAUCUCUGUCUUGGAGAUGGAGAAUGGCUACUGGUGGUGCAGGAGGAAGAAGCAGCGGGCAGGUGUGAUGCUGACGGUCGGUACCAGGCCUGAUGGUAGCCCUGAUGAGCGCUGGUGCUUCAGGGUGGAGGAGGUCAACUGGGCUGCAUGGGAGCAGACCCUGCCCACGGUGUGUGAAGAGCCAUCAGGGGCAGGUGCUCCUGGCUCUAUGAAGAACCCCAUCUUAGCCUCCCAACCUGAGAAGGAUGGGUCCUCAGAGGAAGAUCAUCUGCCUCUCCAGGUGCUCCAGUCCCACUGAUGGCCCAAGCACAGCAGGAAGCUGGCAGGAUAGCCUGGGGAAUCUUUCUAGCCACACCUGCUAGCUCUGGGAUUCUUGAAUUUUGGUGGCAAAUAUAAAUAUUUUUU
Messenger RNA from Castor canadensis (American beaver), 2826 nucleotides. The record is from RefSeq and is a predicted model, not a curated record. Lineage: Eukaryota; Metazoa; Chordata; Mammalia; Rodentia; Castoridae.